UACACACACUACUGGGAAUUCCAGAAAACAUGGAAAAGAAAGCAUGGCAUUUGAUCUAAUUAGUACCUACGUAGGUACUGUCAACAAUGCUGUCAUCCUUUUUUACAACCUCCUCUCAUAUAGUCAUAUCAUAAUCUUACUACAACUUAACAAUCCUGUGUUAAUUACAUCAAAAUUCCCAUCACUCCGAGAUCACACCUGAGGAUACCGCCAAAAUGUCAAGCUCAAUGGAGAGAGCGAGCGCCAAAGCCAAAGAGGUUGCGUAGGUUUAUUCCAAAGCAUAUUCCCCUCUUUGCAUAACACUAAUGGUUUUCAAACAAUAGAAAGGAAGAUUUCGAUAAAGCAAGGGAGUUGGCGCGCUCAGCAGCAGUCAGUGGAGCUUACCUCUACCCUAUUAAGGUACGUUAGAGUUCAAGACGGUUUCUUCAUUCUUCUAUCGCAUUUGAAGCUAACGAAGCACUCCAACAGGGAAUCUUCUACUUCAUCUCGCAUCGCACAUUAUGGAAACCGCUCUUGUCAAAACUCGUACCAACGCUUUCCCUAUCCGUCCUCGUCGUGGUUUUGAUGUUCAUGUUUACCUAUCUACCACAACUUGCCAUUCUAAUCUUUACCGAUGGACCACUGGCCGCUGUCUCCGCCGUCCUACUGACUCUUUCUGAGUCCAACACAAUUGUCACCAUGCUCUCCAAGAAUUUCAUCAUUGCUGAUGCUCUCGUUGAUACAUUUGACGGAGUGAUGGUGGCAAGAGGUCAAACACAAGUUGUGCAAGGUGGACGAGAGAUCAAAUCAGGGAAAUUUGGUGAUCCAAUGAGAAAGUUGGGCAAAAUUAUGAAAGGAUAUGGUCAAAAGUAUAGUUUUGAGGGCUUGGUAAGAUAUCUGAUGUAUCUGCCAUUGAAUCUUAUUCCAGUUGUUGGUACGGCGAUUUUUAUAGGUCUGCAAGGACGACAGAAGGGUGAAGGGGUUCAUUCAAGAGUAUGUUUGAAUGUCUUUUCAGGCGAGGAGUCCCAGGCUGACGAAAUGCUUAGUAUUUUCAAUUGAAGGGAUGGUCCAGUGCUCAAAAAGAAGCAUGGUUAAAGGAACACACUGGGGCAUAUACAUCGUGAGUUUGCCUUAUCCCUUCCAUCUCCUCCUAUUCUUUCAAAGUACCCCUCAUAUUUCCCUAGAGAUCAAACGCACAGCCUUUGGAUCUGCAAUGCAUUUGUUUGUGUCCCGGCAAGUGCAGUGCUCCUAUCAUUUUUACCCUACUUCCUGCACGCAUCUUCUGUAAAUGCGCUUUUGACAGGUAUCACAAAACAAGACGACGAUCAAUUUUCUCUUAUAAUCGGUCAAAACAGAAUCAACUUUGUUAACUUUGAUGUAGAUUCGGAACUGUCGCAACUAUUCUUGAACUUGUACCUGUUGCAUCUAUUCUAUUCUCAUUCACAAACACAGGUUACUGCCCUUGCUCUCAGCUCUACUAUCAAACUAUACUAACUAUCCCUCAGUUGGUGCAGCGCUGUGGGCUGCCGAUAUCGAAGGUAAUGAUAUGAAUAUGACUCAGAUCUCUUCUCCCCGGGCUCCAGAGGAGACUCAAAAAGCCGAGUAAAGCCUUUUCUGCAGCCUCCCGAAAUUGGCUAUAACAGUGCAACUUCGAGCCGAUCUCAAUGUUACUCUGUGACUUCGCUUGGAAGAUCCCCUGUAGCACAACAGUUAAUCUUUGCACCGACCCUUGCAGUUUCCGGUUGUCGGUAAUCAUUUUUUUGCUUUUCUGUCGAUCUUUGACGGUGAAUAUGGCGUUGGUAACUUGGUAUAUUUGGUAGCGAUGUGGAAAUACAUGGAAACAAGGGAUUGGCUUGGCCAAAAAAACAAACAAAUGGCAUUAAUGGCUUGCGUUAUUCGUUUCAAAAUCCAAAUAAACGGGUGAUUCCAUUGCGUUAUCUGCUGCAACUUGUGCCACAUAAAGCCAUAUGAAUACCAAAGCUAUCUACAUCUAGAAGCAUUUUGUGAGUUUAUUAUUCCGUUAGGCCAUUCUCUAGAGUAAAGGGAGAAUUAGACA
Molecule: messenger RNA, 2035 nt
Organism: Sclerotinia trifoliorum
Lineage: Eukaryota; Fungi; Ascomycota; Leotiomycetes; Helotiales; Sclerotiniaceae
Source: the annotation of a GenBank genome assembly